AUUCUCAGUUCUGGUCAAGAAAACCCCCGAAGUCGAAGAUCGAGUUCUGGCUUUAUAGAUCUCUCCAUUUUCACCGGUGCCUUUGUAGAUCGAAACACAGCUGAGCUCGCCUACCUCAAGCCUCAAGAGAUCUUGUGAGGCAGUAUGUCAAUGAUUGACGAGCCUCUGUAUCCUAUUGCGGUGCUGAUUGAUGAGCUGAAGAAUGAAGAUAUUCAGCUUAGGUUAAACUCUAUCCGCCGCCUCACUACGAUUGCCCUAGCUCUUGGGGCGGAGAGGACACGCAAGGAAUUGAUACCUUUUUUAUGCGAGAACAAUGAUGACGAUGAUGAAGUGCUCCUUACAAUGGCUGAAGAACUGGGGAUUUUUAUUCCCUAUGUUGGAGGUGUGGAUUAUGCAAAUGUUCUGUUACUGCCAUUGGAGACUCUCUGUACGGUUGAGGAGACUUGUGUAAGGGACAAGGCAGUGGAGUCCUUGUGUAGAAUUGGUGCUCAGAUCAGGGUGCAGGACUUGGUUGAGUACUUUAUUCCAUUAGUGAAGAGGUUGGCUGGUGGUGAGUGGUUUACUGCUCGUGUUUCCUCUUGUGGCUUGUUUCAUAUUGCGUACCCAAGUGCACCAGAGGCAUUAAAAACUGAACUAAGAGCAAUCUACAGUCAGCUGUGCCAAGAUGAUAUGCCAAUGGUCAGGAGAUCUGCUGCUACAAAUCUUGGAAAAUUUGCUGCUACUGUUGAAGCAGCUCAUCUGAAGACUGAAAUAAUGUCUAUGUUUGAUGAUCUAACACAGGAUGACCAAGAUUCUGUUCGGUUACUGGCUGUUGAGGGUUGUGCAGCCCUUGGAAAGUUGUUGGAACCUCAAGAUUGUGUGGCACAUAUUCUCCCUGUCAUAGUUAAUUUCUCACAGGAUAAGUCGUGGCGUGUCCGUUAUAUGGUAGCAAAUCAAUUGUAUGAACUAUGUGAAGCUGUUGGUCCUGAGCCUAGCAGGUCGGACCUUGUUCCUGCAUAUGUUCGGCUACUUCGUGAUAAUGAAGCUGAAGUGCGCAUAGCUGCUGCAGGGAAAGUAACUAAGUUUUGUCGAAUUUUAAAUCCAGAUCUUGCAAUUCAACAUAUUCUUCCUUGUGUCAAGGAGCUGUCAACAGAUUCUUCCCAGCAUGUGCGAUCUGCCUUGGCUUCAGUGAUAAUGGGAAUGGCACCUGUUUUAGGAAAGGAUGCAACAAUUGAGCAAUUGCUUCCUAUAUUCCUCUCUCUGCUGAAAGAUGAAUUUCCUGAUGUCCGACUAAACAUCAUUAGCAAGCUUGAUCAAGUCAACCAGGUGAUUGGAAUUGAUCUGCUAUCCCAAUCUCUAUUGCCAGCAAUUGUGGAGCUUGCGGAGGAUAGGCAUUGGAGGGUUCGGCUUGCAAUAAUAGAAUACAUACCUUUGUUGGCAAGUCAGUUGGGUGUUGGGUUCUUUGAUGAUAAGCUUGGGGCUCUUUGCAUGCAAUGGUUAAAAGAUAAGGUUUACUCAAUUCGUGAUGCAGCUGCUAAUAAUGUGAAACGCCUUGCAGAAGAAUUUGGGCCAGAGUGGGCAAUGCAGCACAUUGUUCCACAGGUUUUGGAUAUGAUUAAUAACCCUCAUUAUCUGUAUCGAAUGACCAUUCUGCAUGCAAUUUCUCUACUUGCCCCUGUUAUGGGUUCAGAUAUCACUUGCUCAAAACUUCUUCCUGUGGUCAUUAAUGCUUCAAAAGAUAGGGUACCCAACAUCAAGUUCAAUGUGGCCAAGGUGUUGCAGUCACUUAUCCCUAUUGUUGAUCAGUCAGUGGUGGAGAAAGCUAUCCGUCCAUGCUUGGUGGAGUUGAGUGAAGAUCCAGAUGUUGAUGUUAGAUUCUUUGCCAACCAAGCAUUACAAUCAAGCGACCAGGUUAUGAUGUCAAGUUAGAUAAUGUCAUUAGUCCCUCUGUUCUUUUUUGUCACAUCUGCUUUUCUCUCUGUUAUUUUUUGCCCCUGAAAUUCAGAAAGUCAUUUUACUGUCAGAUGUAAUAUCUUGCUGCGUUGCUAUGAAGUCCUUCAGUGGGAUUCUGAUCUUUCUAUGCUUUGAAUGGUACUCUGGCGUAUUUUUUGGUACACCAGAUGAUUUCUCUUCCCAUAAUCACCCCCCAACCCACUUCAAGGAUUCGAACUUGGAUCUGUAACUUAGGAGUCACAGGUUACAAACCGCUUGAGACCAUCCUCUUUGGAUCGAAUGGUACCCUCGUAUGUGCAACUUUAGCAAAAGAAGUAACUUUCCUUACGUGUAUUUUAGUGGAGUUAUGUGCCAAUGUUAUGGUGAAAUGUUCAGCCAAUUGCUUCAAUCUCCUCUCAGCUAUGGAAUAGUACUGUCUAAGGAUUUAAAAUUCAGUUUCAAUCAUCGAUGAAAAAUAAACAAAAACCCUUUAGCAUCUCAUUUAUUCGCAAAUUUGUUUGUUUAAAUCAAUUGUAUGGAAAUUAGUCAACGGAAUGAUACUUUGUUCAAGAAUAGCAUAUCAGGGAAUAGCAGCGGUCUUUCUUCAAUAAUCUAAAGUCAUUCUU
Molecule: messenger RNA, 2537 nt
Organism: Rubroshorea leprosula
Lineage: Eukaryota; Viridiplantae; Streptophyta; Magnoliopsida; Malvales; Dipterocarpaceae
Source: the annotation of a GenBank genome assembly